CCUAUAACUAUUGCACGACUUGUAGUUUCUAAGUUGCCGGAACGAUGAAAAGGGAUAAAAUGGCAGCACAUACUUUUGUAAAGGCGUAUUAAGAGGCUGCAAAUGACAAUGCAGCUUGCUGUUGUUUUUAGUAGUUGCCAUAUGAAUGAUAGGCUUUACUUACGAGGUUUUUAAGUUACAUGACAGACAUCAUCACAGUUGUAGUAAUGGUUUGUAAUAAUACAUGGACGUAAUAAAAGGAUGAAAUGCUGUUAGCAGCAAUACAAAUGUUAUUUUUCAAAAAUUAUCAUUGCUGUCAUUUAAAAAAAUUCUUAUCAUUACCAUAAUAUUAUCAUUAUUAUUAUCAAAAUCAUUGUCGAUUUGGUGGCAUUUCAUAAUUAUGAUUAACAUUAUCUUUAUACCAUCUUUAUCGCUACCUUUACACCAUUAUUAUGUUCUUGUUCUUGUUCUUGUUCUUGUUCUUCUUCUUGAUAUCAUAAUAAUUAUCAUCACCACUAGUGUUAUCCGACGCAGAUUUGAUAUCUCAAUGCUUACUUUGACCUCUACUGUGAUUAUCGUUUCUGUUUUAGGUGGCGUUAAUAAAAACGACCUUGACCAAAUGAAGGCCUUGCCGCAGCACCAGCCCAGCGGCAAGUGGCGCCCUUCGCUCCGGCCAAAGGUCACCAGGGUCAAAAAUGCUUCGUUCCUGACCUUGACCCUGCCCCUGACAUUGCUUUUCUUCCUCGUGUCUACUUGCAACGCCGCCACGAAGCUAAAACACACGUCCUUCACCUCGUCCUUCACAGCUGGUCAUGGCGUGGUCGCAGGAGGGGGACUGGGCGGGGAUGGGAGUUCCCCAUUGCUAAAAAUAGUAACGGAAGGUGACGUCGUCUUCGGUGGGCUUUUCCCGAUGCACGAGCAAGGUCUCCACGGUGGGGCAACUUGCGGAAGGAUUAAACGAGAGAAAGGGAUACAGCGACUCGAGGCGAUGCUCUACGCUGUAGAUCUCCUCAACGCCGACUCUGAAAUCCUUCCGGAAUUGAAAAUUGGGUUACACGUUUUGGACACUUGCAGCGAUGACACAUUUGCUCUCGAGCAGUGCAUGGACUUUAUCAAAGCGCAGCUGUCUAGCAUCGACGUGGACGACUAUGAGUGCAGGGAUGGCUACCCGCCAAUAUUUCACCCGCUCCGCCCCGUGGCUGGAGUGAUAGGAGCCGCGUCUAGUCCUGUCUCCAUUAUGGUGGCCAAUAUCUUGAGACUUUUCAAG
Aplysia californica (California sea hare) is the source of this 1246-nucleotide messenger RNA. RefSeq names its product metabotropic glutamate receptor 3. Lineage: Eukaryota; Metazoa; Mollusca; Gastropoda; Aplysiida; Aplysiidae. The record is from RefSeq and is a predicted model, not a curated record. Gene Ontology annotation, cellular component: membrane. Gene Ontology annotation, biological process: G protein-coupled glutamate receptor signaling pathway; regulation of synaptic transmission, glutamatergic. Gene Ontology annotation, molecular function: adenylate cyclase inhibiting G protein-coupled glutamate receptor activity.